This is a messenger RNA of Pan troglodytes (chimpanzee), 2031 nucleotides long. It is a transcript of the gene H4C11, whose product is annotated as H4 clustered histone 11. The transcript has a single exon. Gene Ontology annotation, cellular component: nucleosome. NCBI's taxonomy places the organism in Eukaryota, Metazoa, Chordata, Mammalia, Primates, Hominidae. The record is from RefSeq and is a predicted model, not a curated record. The coding region runs from base 1676 to 1987 and encodes 103 amino acids. Gene Ontology annotation, molecular function: protein heterodimerization activity; structural constituent of chromatin; DNA binding.
GAGUCUCACUCAGUUGUCUAGCCUGCAGUGCUGUGGUGUGAUUUCGGCUCAAUGUAACCGCCGCUUCCCAGGUUCAAGAGAUUCUCCUGCCUCACCCUCCUGAGUAGCUAAUAUUUCAGGUGUGUGACACCACGCCCAGUUAAUUUUUGUAUUUUUAGUAAAGACGGGGUUUCACCAUGUUGGCCAGGUUGGUCUCGAAGUCCUGACUUUAAGUGACCUGCCUGCCUCAGCCUCCCUAAGUGCUGGGAUUACAGGCAUGAGCCAGCGCGCCCGGCCUAAACAAGCUUAUAUUAAAGAUGACAAUUUAUUACUUAUAAACAAAUCAAUAAAUCUUGCUGGGUAACUAGUUCAUUAACUCAAGACUCAAUCAACAAAACUAAAAGUAAAUUCUGAAUGUAACAUAGAAUUUAAAAACCAUAAUACUCAAUGCUGGUAAACAUACACAGCAGUUACUGCUGGCAAAAGUGAAUGGAAUAAAACUUUUGAGGAAAAUGUAGUACCAGUUAUCAAAAUACCUUAAAAUCUGCAUCCUUUGUGACAAAGCGCUUCAAUUCUACAUUUUCCUCAGGAAGUAAAUUUUGUACAGUUCUCCUUUAAAUUAGGAAAAGAAAAUUAGCACAUUAUUGCUAAAUACUAGAAAUACUGUGAAAGUGGACCUAGAAAAUUCUUAUGAUGGAAUAUUAAGCAGAUAUAAAUUACUGCUUUUAAAAUUUUUCCUAAUGUGAAUUUUCUAAACUUUUAACCGUGAACAUAGAUUCCCUUUGGCAAACCACCUUGAUUAAAUUAUAGACAGAAUAGAAUUUUGGUAAUAGUUCCGAGUAUGUAUAAUGUUAAAGGUGGUACUUAAUCCGCAGGGAAAAGAUGAAUUAUUUUAAAAAUCUGGUUGAUUAAUAAAUUCCUAGGGAAUUGGUUAACACUGUAGCAGGCAGAAUUCAGGAGAAGAAAUAAUAAAAAGACAUUAAAAUCACUUUUGUAAACUUUUUAAAUAAGGGAAAUUGAUUAAAACAACGCGAAGUUGUAAAAUGCCAUAUACUGCAUACAUUUUGUGGGAAAAAAUGUGCAUUUAUCUGCUCACCAAAUUAUCUUAUUAGCUAGCAGUAGAGCUCUUUGUGUGAUGGGAAGAUGGGAUAACAGGCUGUUGUUACCGUACUGGUGUUUUUUUUUUUAAUAUAUUAAAAAAAAAAAGAGUGUCUCCUAAAGUGUAAGCGCUAUCAUGCUGGACUAAUGUUUUAAUUUAAUUUAAUUGUUGUCUUGGUAGAGAUGGGGUCUCGCUAUUUUGCUCACUCAGAUCUCAAACUCCUGACGCCCAGGUACACUCCCAUCUCGGCCUCCUUAAAUGGUGGGAUCACAAACGUGAGCCACCGAGCCCGGUCACUUUUUUGUAUUCCCCACAGUAUUGAUGUAUAUCUUCUGCGUUCAAAAGCAAUUUUUUAAAGCCUCAUAACGUGGUAACAAAAUACUUUGCACAUUACAAAAUUCAGAACACGGAAACAAGAAGCUAGCUUUUUUUUUUCCCUAUUUCGGUAUGGCCCUUUAGAUUUCCCCUCCCCCACCGGGGCGGGACUUCCCGCCGACUUCUUUCAGGUUCUCAGUUCGGUCCGCCAACUGUCGUAUAAAGGCGCUGCCUCAGGCCAGAGUCCUCACAAAGCGUUGGGUGAGACUCCUCUUGCUCAUCAUGUCUGGCCGCGGCAAAGGCGGGAAGGGUCUUGGCAAAGGCGGCGCUAAGCGCCAUCGUAAAGUACUGCGCGACAAUAUCCAGGGCAUCACCAAGCCGGCUAUCCGGCGCCUUGCUCGCCGCGGCGGCGUGAAGCGCAUCUCCGGCCUCAUCUACGAGGAGACUCGCGGGGUGCUGAAGGUGUUCCUGGAGAACGUGAUCCGGGACGCCGUGACCUAUACAGAGCACGCCAAGCGCAAGACGGUCACCGCCAUGGAUGUGGUCUACGCGCUCAAGCGCCAGGGCCGCACCCUCUACGGUUUCGGUGGUUGAGCGUCCUUUUCUACCAACAAAAGGCCCUUUUCAGGGCCACCCUA